AUCGCGCGAGCGGCUAUCUGGGUUACGGCUCGGUACCCCGGAAUUAGGGCCACGUAGCCCCAAUGGGCACAGCAUGGUCUGAUGCCGCUCCAGGCACAAGACACCAGCUCAUUCUGUUGGCAGAAGACGUCGCAGUUGGUUGUGUGAAAUGUUUCAAGCGGACCCCCAACUCAGCCGAGUCCCAGGACGACGUCAGCCGAAGCCAGAGCUGGACCUGAAGACUGCGUCCAAGCAGGAUCACCUACGAAUGGUGAUCGUAAUGGACCACCAAAGUCCUGGCAAGCUGGACAUGCAGUUCCCGGACAUCUGGCUGAGGGACAAUUGCCGCUGCGGGGAGUGCUUCUUGCCCCAAACCAUGAGUCGCCUGCCCCAGCUGUGGAACAACUUGGACACGAGUGUGCGAGUGCAGCAGCAUAGUGUGGAUCUGGAUCAGGAAAUACUGUACAUCACGUGGUCCGAUGGCCACGCCUCCCAGUAUCCCUUAGCCUGGCUGAGGGUGCGCGACUUCUCGCUGGCGAACCGCACGCGUUACCUGAGCGACUUUUACCGCCCCGAGCCGAGGCACUGGAGCGGGACGGACUUCGAGCACAUCCGUCGCGAGUUCCAGUACCGAGAUCUGCUGGCCAGCGACGAGGCUCUGCUGGAGUGGCUCGACCAUCUGGCAGUGUACGGAGUGGCCUUGAUCAAGCAGGCCCCUCUCGAGUUUGACGUUCUUCGGCGGCUGUGCAAUCGCGUGGGCUUCAUGCGCCGCACCACCUACGGCGAUGAGUUCAGCGUGCGGGCCCAGCCGGGGGCCAGCAACUACGCCUACCUGGCUGCACCCCUGCCCCUGCACACGGACAUGCCUUACUUCGAGUACAAGCCGGGCGUGACGCUAUUGCACACCCUGGAGCAGUCGGACUCGCCUGGCGGCGUGAAUCUCCUGACGGACGCGUACCACGUGGCGGACCUAAUGCGCGAACGGUAUCCAGAGCAGUUCCGGGUGCUCUGUCAGACGUCCGUCGAUUGGGCGGACAUUGGCCACGACGGGGAGCUGGAGUUCCACAACAUCUGGCGUGCCCCAGUCAUCAACUUGGACGCCGAGGGUCGGUAUGUGCGCAUCAACCACAGCAUUCCGCAGCGAGACAGCCAUUUCACGGUGCCGCUGGAGCAGGUCCGUCCCUGGUACGAGGCAAUGGCCCUGUUCGUUCGCCUGGCCCAUGAAGAGGCAUGCAGUUUCAAGACCACACCCGGCGAUGUGCUCACAUUCAACAACCUGCGCUUGGUCCACGGUCGCACGGGGUACGACGACACGGACCGCAAUGUGCGGCACAUCGUUGGCGCCUUCAUCGACUGGGACAUUGUCUACUCACGCCUGCGUGUCCUCAGGAAUGCCAAGAGCAUCUCUUGAGUAAACCCGUUGAGUGGCCUCAAUCGCCGAGCACAAAUUCUAAGUUCAAUUUAAUCAAGACUCCGUCAACGACAUGUCUCUGCCAGUCAAUAAACAUUAUUUUAUUACUUUGUAAUUUUCAAUAUAUAUUUUAUAUAAACGCUA
Drosophila pseudoobscura is the source of this 1534-nucleotide messenger RNA. Its product is annotated as gamma-butyrobetaine dioxygenase. NCBI's taxonomy places the organism in Eukaryota, Metazoa, Arthropoda, Insecta, Diptera, Drosophilidae. The coding region runs from base 149 to 1390 and encodes 413 amino acids. The record is from RefSeq and is a predicted model, not a curated record. Gene Ontology annotation, biological process: carnitine biosynthetic process. Gene Ontology annotation, cellular component: mitochondrion. Gene Ontology annotation, molecular function: oxidoreductase activity. The transcript has 2 exons.